AAGUCUAAUGGCGGCAUGUUAGAUUACAUGCUUUCAGCAUUUGAAAACAGUAUCGUUCCUAAUGAGAUUCCAUUGUUGAUACGACGUGUCGUUUAAAGGCUCAACUAAAAAGAUCUCACUGCAAAAUCCUUACACCUAGAGCUAAACCCUCUUCUGGCUUCCCAAAAACCCAUUCAUAAAGAAGAAAAAAUGGAAAUGAUAAAGAGAAAAAUCAAGCUUCAUUUCUCACCCAAAAUAAUUUCCAGAUGGAACCCAAAUCCCCAAUUCUACUUUUCGUCACUAUUCUUCUCCACACGUUCCCAAACCCAAUCUUCUUCUUCUUCAGAAAGUUCAAAAUUAUAUGAUCGAAUUCAAAUUGUAAGGGACCCAAAAGAGUCGAUUAUACCAGUCCUAAAUCAAUGGGUUAGUGAAGGACACACUGUUGGCAAAGCCUUACUUCAAUCUCUUGUUCAUCUCAUGAAGGGUUAUAAGCGCUUCAAUCAUGCUUUAGAGAUGUCACAUUGGAUGACUGAUUGUCGAUACUUCUCAUUAUCACCCAGUGAUGUUGCAGUUAGGUUGGAGUUAAUUUAUAGAGUUUAUGGAUCAGCACAUGCAGAAAUGUACUUUGAGAAGAUUUCAGAUAAGCUAAAAAGUGGCAAUGUAUAUGGUGCUCUUCUCAGUGGCUAUGUGCGAGAAAAUUCUGUUCAGAAAGCAGAAGCAGUUUUACAGGAAAUGAGGGAGAAGGGAAUAGCAACAUCAUCCUUCCCUUACAACAUAAUGAUCAACCUUUAUGCUCAAAAUGGAGCGUUUGAGAAAAUUGACAUAUUAAAAGAGGAAAUGGAAAGAAAUGGAAUCCCUCAAGAUAAGUACACCAUGAGGAACCUAAUGGCCGCUUAUGUUGCUGCAUCUGAUAUUUCUGGGAUGGAAAGAAUCUUAAAUCAACUAGAAACGCAUCCUCAACUUGGUCAUGGUUGGCAAGCGUAUUCAGUGGCUGCAAGUGGCUAUCUGAAAGUUGGAUUGAUUGAGAAAGCUUUAAAAAUGUUAAGGAAAAUGGAGGAAACAAUGCCUAUUGGGAAGAAGACAUCGGCAUUUAAUUAUCUUCUUACUCUCUAUGCCAAAACGGGAAGAAAGGAUGAGCUUUACCGAGUUUGGAAUAGCUAUAAGCCAUUAGCUGAGGUGAAGGAGACACAAUUUUGUUGCAUGAUUAGCUCUCUCGAGAAGGUGGAUGAUAUCGAGGGAGCUGAAAGGAUCUUUGAGGAGUGGGAGUCCCAAUGCAUGAUGUAUGAUUUUCGCGUACUAAAUAAGCUUCUCCUUGCUUAUUGCAGAAAGGGGCUUUAUACAAAGGCUGAAGCAGCUUUCAAGAAAGCUGCAGAGGGAAGAACACCAUACGCAAGCACCUGGAUUACAAUGGCAAUGAGCUAUAUAGGGCAAAAUCAAAUGUCCAAGGCAGUUGAGAUGCUGAAAAAAGCAAUAUCAGUUUCAAGAAAAGGUUGGAAGCCAAAUCCUAUCACUUUGACUACCUGUUUAGACUACUUGGAAGAACAAGGAGAUGUUGAAGGCAUAGAGGAAAUUGUAAAGUCAUUAAAGAGCACAGAGUCCUUGACGAGGGAUAUAUAUCAUAGAUUAGUGAGGACAUAUACUGCUGCUGGAAUACCAGUCACUAAGGUUAUCGAUAAGAUGAAGAUGGAUAACAUUGCUGCUGAUGAAGAAACACACAAGAUCCUUGAAAGCUAACCCAAGUACAUAAUAACCUGGUAGAACUGGCUAUAUUAAUCCUAGAAAGACCUUGUUGAUGCCAUCAAUACUCUUGAUUUUCACAUUUUUAUUGACUUCUGCACUAACACAAACAGUUUUGGAUCACUGAAUUUAAUCUUUUGGAAUGGUCUUAUGUCAUGUGAACUUUCCCCUUCCUCACUUUUUGGUAGUACUUAUUUGGCAGUGAGAGUAACAAAAUGUCCUGUGCUUCUACUUAAUAUGAACACUUGUGCACUUCGUUAUGUAUAUUCUUUUUUUCCUUUUAUUAUUGUUAAUGUUAUUUGAACGUUAUACUAUUAUACAUAUAUAGUA
Molecule: messenger RNA, 2046 nt
Organism: Ricinus communis (castor bean)
Lineage: Eukaryota; Viridiplantae; Streptophyta; Magnoliopsida; Malpighiales; Euphorbiaceae
Product: pentatricopeptide repeat-containing protein At2g20710, mitochondrial
Exons: 2
Coding region: 190-1713 (507 amino acids)
Cellular component (GO): mitochondrion
Molecular function (GO): protein binding
Source: RefSeq, a predicted model, not a curated record